AUCAUCCGAUCGUCCGCGUCUCUCUCUAUCUCUAUCUCUCUCUAUCCCCACCGAUGCCUCUCUCUUCCCUCUUUUUUUCUCUCUCCCUAAACCCUAAUCUCUAUCUUUGAUCCAUCUGAGAAACCCGAACCCUUGGAAUCGUAAUUCUGAUGGAGAAGAUGAAGACGAAGGACAAACAAACCCUAACACGAAGCAGAUGAAGCCCAAACCCUUAAACCACACACAAACCCUAACACGAAGCUUCAGAUUGCUCAAAUCGUCUGAAUUCCAUCACGCAUCUAGAAAUUCAGGCUUCGAACCUUGGGUCCAACUUUUCAAUGGCUGACUCGAGCGAACCCCAAAAUCAGCCUGAACCAGUCUGCAAUUUCUUCAGAAAACCAUCAAAAAACAAAAACAUUAGGAAGCGAACAUUUGACGAAAAUGAAGAUGAAGCUGAAGCUGAAGAUACUAAAACUGAGAGUUCACUGAUACAUAAUAAGAAAAAGCCCCCACAGCCUGACAAUAAGCUUCAUUUCUCUACUGGACCCUCCAAACGCUCAAUGCCCUCCGAGUCAAAUGUAGAGUCUACCACACCAAUCUUUCAGUUUGAGUCUUCGAAAGAAAUUCAAGUUCAAAAUGAUAGCAGGGCAACUGCAACUCUGGAAACUGAGACCGAGUUCGGAAAAGAUGCUCGAGCAAUCAGAGAGAGAGUUCUAAAGCAAGCUGAGACUGCUUUGAAGGGGAAAAGCAAGAACCCUGGGGAUGAAAAGCUGUAUAAAGGUAUUCAUGGUUAUACUGAUUACAAAGCUGGGUUCCGAAGAGAGCAAACAGUUUCUGCAGAGAAAGCUGGUGGGUCACACGGGCCUCUUAGGGCUUCUGCUCACAUUAGAGUGUCGGCAAGGUUUGACUACCAGCCAGAUAUUUGUAAGGAUUAUAAAGAGACUGGUUACUGUGGGUAUGGAGAUUCUUGUAAGUUUAUGCAUGACCGGGGGGAUUAUAAGUCGGGAUGGCAGAUGGAGAAGGAGUGGGAUGAAGCUGAAAAGGCAAGAAAGAGAAAUUUGGCUAUGGGAGGGGAUGACAUGGAUGAGGGGACUGCGGACCAUAGCGAUGAAGAUGACGAAGAUGCAUUGCCGUUUGCUUGUUUUAUAUGUAGGCAGCCUUUUGUAGAUCCUGUAGUAACUCGGUGCAGGCACUACUUCUGUGAGCAUUGUGCAUUGAAGCAUCAUGCCAAGAACAAAAAAUGUUUUGUAUGCAACAAGCCUACCAAUGGCAUAUUCAACACGGCUCACGAAAUAAAGAAAAAGAUGGCUGCUGAGGGAAAAUAACGCGUGUGUAAAGAAAUAUUUGGUUACUGCUUUGGUUUGUGACCAUGUCUGUUGAUUAUGUUUUCAUUCACCCACUUAUUGUUGAACACUGCAAGUUUUUCACUGUGUCUCCCUUGAUACAUUAGUUUCAGAAUAACAUUGAAAUGCAUACAUACAUUCACUACUGAGCUACUGUAAUAUAACUUUUUGAUAUAUGUUUUUGUAUAAAUUCAGGCAUGUGAGUUGAUUCUUAAU
This is a messenger RNA of Camellia sinensis, 1538 nucleotides long. RefSeq names its product Zinc finger (CCCH-type/C3HC4-type RING finger) family protein. Gene Ontology annotation, biological process: snoRNA splicing. Gene Ontology annotation, molecular function: metal ion binding. NCBI's taxonomy places the organism in Eukaryota, Viridiplantae, Streptophyta, Magnoliopsida, Ericales, Theaceae. The record is from RefSeq and is a predicted model, not a curated record. Gene Ontology annotation, cellular component: U2-type spliceosomal complex.